Daphnia pulex (common water flea) is the source of this 2784-nucleotide messenger RNA. RefSeq names its product adhesion G protein-coupled receptor L3-like. Gene Ontology annotation, molecular function: G protein-coupled receptor activity. The coding region runs from base 479 to 2545 and encodes 688 amino acids. The record is from RefSeq and is a predicted model, not a curated record. Gene Ontology annotation, cellular component: membrane. Gene Ontology annotation, biological process: cell surface receptor signaling pathway; adenylate cyclase-activating G protein-coupled receptor signaling pathway. Lineage: Eukaryota; Metazoa; Arthropoda; Branchiopoda; Diplostraca; Daphniidae. The transcript has 11 exons.
AGGGUUGGAAGAGUGCGACAAUAAUGUCACACUCUUUUGACGUAGUUAUCUGUAGUUUAUUUUGACAGGUGCAAUUUCUCUUUGUUUGUCGUUUUUUAUGGAUACAAAAUAUGUGCAGUAUAUGUAGCGAUGAUGAUGACCUUUAUACCAGGCGCCAGGCGCUUUAUUUGACUUCAUCUGAAACUGUAUUUUAUGACGUUGUUGCUUUUGAUUAGGAAAGUUAAAGUCGGGUACAGGCUUAAGGAAAUAUAUAACAUUACCGAAGCGUUCGUCCGGGAGAUUUUUGUUUAUUCCUCGCGAUAAAAGAUUUUGAUUAAAUCGGGGCUGCACAACAAUAAACAGGGGAAUUUACCAAGACGCAGUAGAGACCAUCAGUUCGUGCAGAAUUAGUGCAAUCAUAUCGAUGCUUGCCUAACCACAGUGAGGUUCUUAAAAGAUUAUUGCACAAUUCAUCCCAAGGAAGCCAGAAUCGAUCAGAAUGAAUUCCUGUCUCAAACUCAUUGUGUUUUUGUAUUGGGCGAGAAUUAUUAGCUGCCAAGUUAGCACUUCAAAUUUCAAAUACAAACAACUGCUUGUCUGUCCGGCCAAAUGCGUCUCCGGAUAUUCACCGGAUUAUUGUUGGCCGGAAGCGCAGGCGGAUAGCAAGUCCUCUGAGAACUGCCCACCCGGAUUUAUAGGAACAGCAACCUGGACCUGCGGUAUUGAUGGUCAAUGGACGACUCUAACUCCCGAUCUCAGUAACUGCGUCAAUCCGAUUGUUGGAAAUUCUAUCAACCAUGCCAACGCCAAUAUCACGGAUGGUGAAAAUCCAAGCGAGUCAUUGAAUUUUCUCACCAAGGUCCUUAACGAAAACGAAUUAGAAUCCGGCAACAUUGCCCAGCUCGAUCAGACAAUCCGUUUAGCUUUUGACAAACAGACCGUUCUAAUGACUGCCAAUUCCGACUCGAAUUCACGCGAUUCGAGUAGUAAGGUUUUCGCCAAAUCUGUGAUUGACUUGUACGACAUCAUGUUUGUCAACGCAAAGGCGUUUUGGGGUUUGCCGUGGAUUCUUCGUAGUGAGGCUGUCGAUCGAGUGCAGAAGAACGUCGAUGAUACUUUAUUUCUCCUGGCUGAAAAUCUCAUCGAUGGGAUUUAUCAAAACUAUGGACCAAAUGUUAACCUACUUGUACAAGUGGAAAACAGACCUAAACUUUACUACUACGACAAAUCGUACACGUACGCAGCAGGUGGUAACGACCGAAUGACUCUUCCAGCCGGAUUCUCUUCAGCGGUCAACGACAACAACACUCUCCUCUAUUGUUCCACUUUUCCUGCGUUCCAAAAUAUUCUCUACGGCGAUGCGUUGACACAAUUGAUGUUGGAAUCCAAACCGGUGAGGCAAGUCUUGGUGUCAAAGGUGGUCGGUGCCUCACUAGGUCAACCAAACGGAAGUAGUAUUCAUUUAGCUGACGAUCAAGCCGAGAUCCUGUUGAGCACGUUGAAUUUGGAUGUCUACGACGUCGAUGAGAAGAGCGUCAGAUGCGCUUAUUGGAAUGUUUCGACUCAAGACUGGUCGUUUGACGGAUGCGUUGUGGCUACCAAUAAUAAAUCAGCCACUGUCUGCCGCUGCGAUCAUUUGACCAAUUUUGCAGUUUUAAUGGACAUCAACGGCGUUUUUCAAAACCAAACGACGUCCGCCCUGGAUUACAUCACAAUAAUCGGCGAAAGUAUUUCAAUCGUUUGUCUGACGCUGUCUCUCAUUCCCUUUUACUGGGUGCGAACUUUGCGACGCGAUUUCCGCUUUGUGGUUCACCGAAACCUCUGUUUAAACCUUCUCAUCGCCGAAAUUCUCUUGUUGGCCGGAAUUGACGCUACUGCCAACCGGGAUCUCUGCCUAUCCAUCGCCGUAUUCCUGCACCUGUUUUUCCUGUGCGCUUUCAGCUGGAUGUUUAUCGAAGGUCUUUACAUGUACAUCAUCAUCACCAAAGUUUUCAACGAUAAAGGAUUAAAACGCCGGAUAUACUACAUCAUCGGGUACGGAGUACCUGUUUUAACUGUUACCAUUACUCUAGCCGUAACUAAAACGGAAGCUUACCUCGGCGAUCCUUUUUCAUAUUGCUGGUUGAGUUAUGAAAAUGGGGCAAUAUGGGCCUUUGCUGGACCGGUUGCAGCCGUUGUUUUGAUGAACUUGGUGUUCCUAAUAUUGGUACUCUGUGUCACGUUCAAAUCCAUCCGCAGCACAAUCGGGAAAAAAGAGAAUAAGCAAAACUUACGAUGGAUCAUGGGAUCGAUUUCUCUCACUUUUAUUCUGGGUAUUACUUGGGUCUUUGGUUUCCUUUACUUCGGACAAGGCACCAUGAUAUUUGCUUACGUAUUCACCAUCCUGAACUCCCUGCAAGGAUUGUUCAUUUUUAUCACAUUAUGCGUGAUGAACAAAAAAGUGCGCAAAGACUUGGUCAGGCAAUUCGUCACUAGCCAGAGACUACAACGUGUGGCCCACCGCUUCAAUAUUGAGCUGAGCGACAUGAAUACAAACAUUUCAACGGCAGUAAGAACCGAAACAUGAACAAAAGUUAUAGACCAACAAUCCCAAGCUCUUUCAACUAUCGACCAUACGAUUUUUCUUAAUUCGACGAAGUGUGAAGUAUUUAAGACUGUGAAGUCUUGUCAAUCAUAAUGACAACAGAUUUUUGGUUCUUAUCUUGGUUGAUUUUCACCCAUUUUAUUUUUGUUUCAAUCGAUUGAAAAUAACUUACACUAACAAUUUCUCCUUUUUUUUUUAAAUAUACGACUGAUUAUACCAUA